This is a messenger RNA of Hordeum vulgare subsp. vulgare (domesticated barley), 2031 nucleotides long. Its product is annotated as cytochrome P450 84A1-like. NCBI's taxonomy places the organism in Eukaryota, Viridiplantae, Streptophyta, Magnoliopsida, Poales, Poaceae. The coding region runs from base 35 to 1645 and encodes 536 amino acids. The record is from RefSeq and is a predicted model, not a curated record. The transcript is spliced from 2 exons. Gene Ontology annotation, molecular function: monooxygenase activity; iron ion binding; oxidoreductase activity, acting on paired donors, with incorporation or reduction of molecular oxygen. Gene Ontology annotation, biological process: lignin biosynthetic process.
GCUUCUAGUUCGGUCGAGUAUCAGGCUAUCAGCAAUGGUAGACUUGACCAAGAUCGCCAUGGAAAUGGACUGGCUCCAAGAUCCGCUGAGCUGGCUGUUCGUUGCCUCCGUGGUCUUUGUGGUGCUGCGGCUGCGCCGGCGGGACAGGGCGCCGCCUCUGCCUCCAGGGCCGAACCCGCUGCCGAUCGUCGGCAACAUGUCAAUGAUGGACCAGCUGACGCACCGGGGUCUCGCGGCGCUGGCCAAGAAGUACGGCGGCUUCCUCCACCUCCGCCUCGGCAAGGCCCACGUCUUCGCCGUGUCUACGCCGGAGUACGCCCGGGAGGUGCUGCAUGUGCAGGACGGCGCCUUCCUGAACCGGCCGGCCAGCAUCGCCGCCACCUACCUCACCUACGACCGCGCCGACAUGGCGUUCGCGCACUACGGGCCCUUCUGGCGCCAGAUGCGCAAGCUGUGCGUGAUGAAGCUCUUCAGCCGGCGCCGUCCGGAUACGUGGCUCGCCGUGCGCGACGAGUCCGCGGCGCUCGUCCGCGCCGUGGCCCGGCGGAGCGGCGAGACCGUGAACCUGGGGGAGCUCAUCUUCAACCUCGCCAAGAACGUCACCUUCCGCGCCGCGUUCGGCGCCGGCGACGGCGGGAAGCAGGAAGAAUUCGUCGCCAUCCUCCAGGAGUUCUCCAAGCUCUUCGCCGCGUUCUGCAUCGGCGACUUCAUCCCAUGGCUCAGCUGGGCGGACCCGCAGGGCAUCAACGUGCGCCUCCGCACCGCGCGCGCCGCGCUCGACCAGUUCAUCGACAAGAUCAUCGACGAGCACAUGAUGAGGGGCAGGAACCCCGACGACGCCGACGCCGACAUGGUGGAUGGCAUGCUUGCUUUCCUCCCUGAGGCGAGGCCCAACAAGACCGCCGGCGACGGCAGGGAAGACCUGCAGAACACGCUCCGCCUCACCCGUGACAACAUCAAGGCCAUGAUCAUGGACGUGAUGUUUGGCGGGACGGAGACGGUGGCGUCGGCGAUCGAGUGGGCAAUGGCGGAGAUGAUGCACUACCCCGACGACCUCCGACGUCUGCAACAAGAGCUCGCCGACACGGUGGGUCUCGACCGGAACGUGAACGAGUCGGACCUCGACAAGCUUCCCUUCCUCAAGUGCGUCAUCAAGGAGACGCUUCGAUUGCACCCGCCCAUCCCGAUGCUCAACCACGAGAAUGCCGAGGACUGCGUCGUCGACGGCUACUCCGUGCCCCGGGGCUCCCGUGUCAUUAUCAACGUCUUUGCCAUCGGCCGUGACAUCAACGCGUGGAAGGACCCCGACAUGUUCCGACCUUCACGGUUCAUGGCGGGGGAAGGGGAGGCCGCCGGGGUCGACUUCAAGGGCGGGUGCUUUGAGUUCCUGCCAUUUGGGUCCGGCCGCCGCUCGUGCCCUGGUAUGGCGCUCGGCUUGUACUCGUUGGAGCUCGCCGUCGCGCAGCUCGCCCAUGGGUUCAACUGGGAACUGCCCAACGACAUGAAGCCGUCGGAGCUCGACAUGAGUGAUGUCUUCGGCCUCACCGUUCCUCGCGCCACCAGGCUCUGCGUCGUGCCCACGCCUCGACUUACCUGCUCUUUGGUUGCUGAUGAUGAUGAUGAUGAUGAUGCGCGCCAGGUGUGAUGCCAUACGCGCAUGCAUCUAUUAUUUUUUUUUUUUGAAAGAUCCAGCUGCUGGCUGGCAUAUAUUAAGAUAGCAGAAAGCAUGGCGGGAAUAAAAAGGGUGGGGUUGAUCAAAAGAUCAAAAGGACAUAACAGGAAGAAAUCGCGGAAAAAAUGCUGAAAAACAGGAAAAUCUGGCGCAGACUUUGUACUCCUCACGUGAUUUUCCCGAACGGGUGCUCUAGGAAAACUGCUCCAGCUUGCCUCCAAGAUUGGAGAGUUGUGGAGAUGGAGGUGGAUAUGCUCGCGGCUCUUGCUGUUUUGUUUCUGAAAGUGCACUCAUUUCUUUCUUUCCAGAUUUCUGAUAGAACGAGGACGAUCAUUGUCCUAGCUCCUUUUUUGUAUUCU